Molecule: messenger RNA, 642 nt
Organism: Malassezia japonica
Lineage: Eukaryota; Fungi; Basidiomycota; Malasseziomycetes; Malasseziales; Malasseziaceae
Gene: NHP2
Product: snoRNA-binding protein
Exons: 1
Coding region: 1-642 (213 amino acids)
Biological process (GO): snRNA pseudouridine synthesis; maturation of LSU-rRNA; rRNA pseudouridine synthesis
Cellular component (GO): nucleolus; box H/ACA snoRNP complex; cytosolic large ribosomal subunit
Molecular function (GO): box H/ACA snoRNA binding
Source: RefSeq, a predicted model, not a curated record
AUGGCAGCUGAGGACGUGAAGAAGAAGUCGUCUGCGUCGGCAGACCCUGUCGAGAAGAAGGAGAAGAAGGAGAAGAAGGAGAAGAAGGAAAAGAAAGAGAAGAAGGACAAGAAGGAAAAGAAGGCCGAGGCCGAGGUGUUUGUCGAGGACACCAACGGCGAUGUCUCGAUGGUCGACGUCGAGGUGGAAGACGACGACGAGCCCAACCCUGCGCUCCUGAGCCCGAUUGCGCACCCCCUGGCUUCCAAGGUGCUUUCGAAGAAGGUGUUCAAGACGAUCAAGAAGGCGUCCAAGUCGCGUGGCCACGUCAAGCGCGGCGUCAAGGAGGUCGUCAAGGGCCUGCGCAAGGGCGAAAAGGGUGUGGUGAUCCUCGCGGGCGAUAUCUCGCCGGUCGACAUUCUCUCGCACAUCCCAGUGCUGUGCGAGGACACGAACAACCCCUACGUCUUUGUCCCUUCCAAGGACCAGCUCGGCAACGCCUCGAGCACCAAGCGCCCGACGUCGUGCGUGAUGAUCGUCCCGGGCGGCGGCAAGAAGGCCAUCGAGAAGGGCGAGACAAAGAUCAAGGAAAACUACCAGGAGGAGUACUCGUACCUGCACAAGGAGGCUGCCCGCCUGGUCGAGCAGUUGCUCCUGGGCUAG